UCUUAAGCCGUGUUAUAAAUAUUACAGAUAUAGGUGACUUUCAGUGUAUUACAAUAAUAAAAUUAGCCAAGCAUUGAGAUGCCACUCAGUCUUAUUCUGGCAUUGAAACGAAUACUAACUGCGUGUUACAACAUGCUUAAGUCAAACAAUACGUAGUAAAGUGUACUAAGAAAUUGAACAAAAUGACAGACAUUGAUCACAUAGAAAAUGCAAUUGGAAGAUUUGGUUUAUAUCAAACAUGGAUCUUAAUUCUGGUUACCAUAUCUAGAUAUCCAACGGAAUUUCAGUUAACAAACGUUGUGUUUAUUCUACCUAGUGUUGAGUAUGUGUGUUUGGAUGAAGAAACAUCGAAUGCAACGAACUAUUGUCCCUGUGAUAAUCCGGAAUAUGAUACAAGCGUGAUUAUCAACUCAGUGACUAGCACAUGGGAUCUUAUAUGUGGAAGGACUCAGCUCGCUAGCUUGGCUCAAUCCAUGCUGCAAGUUGGAAUUCUUGCUGGAAGUCUAUUAUAUGGUUAUAGUUCAGACAGGUACGGUCGGAAAAUCGCAACCUGUUUAGCAUUUACUACGACUGUCAUAUUUGUCAUUAUAUCCGCCGUAGUCCCAGAAAUAUGGAUGUUCCUUGUAUGCCGCUUCCUUAUUGGUACUGGAGUCGGAGGCACUAUGCUCUGUUCUUACAUUCUAGUGAUCGAACUUAGCGGAAAAUCGUUUAGGGCAUAUCUAACUGGAUUGUUUGAGAUAUCUUACCUAACAGGAUACUUAGUUCAUCCAAUUAUAGCAUACUAUGUAAGGGAAUGGCGAUAUCUGCAAUUAGUAACUUCAGUACCGUGGGUUUUUGUUUUAUUAAACUUCUGGCUACUACCGGAAUCGCCAAGGUGGUUGAUAACAAUGGGAAAGAAAGAAGAAGCAAUUCGUAUCCUCACUACUAUUGCAAAAAGAAAUAAUCGACCUACCGACGACAUAAAAUCCAUCGUUGAUAAAAUCGAACAAGAAACACAACAAGAGCGUAAACAAGAAUAUGGAUCAUACAUCGAUUUGUUUAAAACACCUAAAAUAAGAAUCUAUUCGAUUAUAAUCGCUUUCGUAUGGUUCUGUUGCGCGCACACCUUCUUUGGCAUCAAUCAAUACAUUGGACGUCUCCAAGGAAAUUUAUAUCUCAACGUAAUACUUUCAGCUGCAAGCCUUAUCCCGGGAAUUUUUCUUGUGAUUUUGGCUUCGUUGUAUUUACGGAGAAAGUUAGCAGUUAUUACUAGUUUUUCAACCGCAGCGAUAUCUUUACUUGUAUUCAUUUUCAUUCCUGAAGAUUCUAAUGCAGUUUCAUUAACUUUUGCUAUAAUCGGUCAAUUAGGUGCUUACACAUCUUUUGUUCAAAUAUAUUUAUAUUCAUCAGAAAUUUUUCCAACUAUUAUCAGAAAUUCUGCAAUGGGAUUUGCUUCCAUGUUUGCGAGGUUCGGUAGUUUCAUUGCUCCGUUUGUUGUAAAUAUUGGUAUAGAAUGGGUUUCGAUUACAAUAUUUAGUGUAUUGGCAUUUUGUGCGGGAUUCUUGUGUCUACUGUUACCUGAAACUAAAAAUAUUGCAUUGUUAAAUACUAUUCAAGAAACAGAAAAACCUAAUGACAAAUAAU
Messenger RNA from Papilio xuthus (Asian swallowtail), 1623 nucleotides. RefSeq names its product organic cation transporter protein-like. The record is from RefSeq and is a predicted model, not a curated record. Lineage: Eukaryota; Metazoa; Arthropoda; Insecta; Lepidoptera; Papilionidae. Gene Ontology annotation, biological process: transmembrane transport. The transcript has 3 exons. Gene Ontology annotation, molecular function: transmembrane transporter activity. Gene Ontology annotation, cellular component: membrane. Bases 183 to 1622 code for a protein of 479 amino acids.